CAGUCAGCGGCAAAAAAAAAACGGUAUCACGGUGACUGACCGUGACACAAGUGCAACAUCGGCGCAAGUCACAAGCCAAGAUGCGUGUUGAAGCUCUUCUCACCCUCCUGCCGGCGCUUGGCGCCCACGGCAUCCGCAUCAUCCAAUCCAACGACGAUGGCUGGGCCGAGCAGUAUCUCCGCUCGUUUCACAACGCCCUGGUCGCCUCGGGUCACGAUGUGGUUUUGUCUGCGCCUGCCGAGAACAAGUCGGGAUCAAGCUCCCUCGACAUCGAGCCCAGCCCGAGGACGACGGCCUGCCAGUACAACAGCUGCCCUGCCAAUAGCGGCCCCAUUGGGCGCAACUCAACUUCUCCGCGCCUCAACUGGGUCAACUCGUACCCCGUGACCUCAAUCCGGUACGGCAUCGACACCAUCGCACCUCCGUUCUGGAACGGCCAGGCCCCCGAGCUGGCCGUGACGGGCCCCAAUGUCGGCAGCAACCUCUACCUGCAGGUCCCCUUCUCGGGCACAGUCGGCGCCGCCGUCUACGCCGCGAAGGAAGCCAAGAUUCCCGCCAUCGCCUUCUCCGGAUCCUCAGGCGGCACCCUGGCCUGGAACUCGAGCCCGGAAGCCCAGCGCAGCGAGGUGUACGCCCAACUGGCCGCCACGCUCACUAACGCCAUCAUCGCCAGCGGCAAGCCCUACCUGCCCGAAGACGUCUUCCUCAACGUCAACUUCCCGGCCGUCGAGGGCGUGUGCACCCAGGCCGGCCAGUUCAAGUGGGUGCUCAGCCGCAUCAACAUGGGCCUGUUCUCGGACCGGGACAUGGAGCUCUGCGGCGAGACGCGGCUGCCCAACGAAGCCUCGGUCGUCGGCACCGACGGCUGCUACGUCUCGGUCAGCGUGGGCGAUGCCAACGACAAGACUACCGCGUCCGCCGACAAGCAGGCUGUCGUGUACAACAAGCUAAAGGGCCUGCUGACCUGCCUGCCGUAAGUGUACUAGAGAGGUGGGAGUCUGUUACUUAAUAUCAUGUAAUAGUCAUGGACAUGUAAUGCAAACAGACUAUAUCAGGUCUCCAAUGAAUGGCUGCGCAGGCGCAAGAUGC
Messenger RNA from Parathielavia appendiculata, 1089 nucleotides. Its product is annotated as sure-like protein. Bases 81 to 977 code for a protein of 298 amino acids. The record is from RefSeq and is a predicted model, not a curated record. The transcript is spliced from 2 exons. Lineage: Eukaryota; Fungi; Ascomycota; Sordariomycetes; Sordariales; Chaetomiaceae. Gene Ontology annotation, molecular function: nucleotidase activity.